Messenger RNA from Corapipo altera (White-ruffed manakin), 575 nucleotides. RefSeq names its product NADH dehydrogenase [ubiquinone] 1 subunit C2-like. Gene Ontology annotation, biological process: mitochondrial electron transport, NADH to ubiquinone. Lineage: Eukaryota; Metazoa; Chordata; Aves; Passeriformes; Pipridae. Gene Ontology annotation, cellular component: mitochondrial inner membrane. The record is from RefSeq and is a predicted model, not a curated record. Bases 89 to 421 code for a protein of 110 amino acids. The transcript has 3 exons.
AGCGGAACGCGGGAGCGGGACGCGGGCGGGCGGCGGAAGGUGCAGCCGGCGCUCCGCUCCGCCGAGUCACCUUGGGCGGGCCGCAGCCAUGGUGUUCCUGCCCGACGAGUCGCGGUCGCUGCCGCCGCCGCCGCUGUUCAACAGAUGCUCGGUCUGGCUGGGCUUCGUGGGGUGGAUGACUGCGCUGCUGGACAACACCUUCAACCAGCGCCCCGUCCUCCGAGCCGGUGUUCACCGCCAGGUCCUGUUCACCACUGUGGGGUGGUUUGUUGGCUACUACCUGGCGAAACGUACAGAUUACAUCUAUGCCAAAAGGGACAGAGAGCUGUUGGAGUACGUCAGGCAUCACCCAGAAGACUUUAAGGUGGCAGAAAAGAAAAGAAUAGGAGACCUUUUGGAGGAUUUCUACCCAGUCCGCUGAGGAUUUCUCCAGCGGUGACACAUCACAGGAUGAAUUAAUGCCACACCAGGAACGUCGGCAACGUGGCUGCAACUGUUGAACCGUCCAUGGCUUGGAAAGUGAAGCUUUAUUCGCUUUCAUGUAAUAAAAGCCUGAUUAAAUACUUUGUGUUUAA